This is a messenger RNA of Dermacentor andersoni, 2402 nucleotides long. RefSeq names its product GTP-binding protein Rhes-like. The record is from RefSeq and is a predicted model, not a curated record. NCBI's taxonomy places the organism in Eukaryota, Metazoa, Arthropoda, Arachnida, Ixodida, Ixodidae. Gene Ontology annotation, molecular function: GTP binding; GTPase activity.
GCACCCACGCCGCUCGCCUCCGCGCUGCAGAAUACGCGCUGUGCCCUCUUCCUCCACUCGGCUAACUCAAAAGCUUCCUUCCCCUCAUCCUUUGGUCGCUUGGCGUAUCUCUCCAUCUGAUUCCGGCCGCGUCGUACGCUUCCCUCCCCGGCUGGCCCGGACGACUCCCUUUCUGCAGGAGUUUCCCAGCGGGCCCAGAUAACGUGUGGCGGUGGAUAGAAAAGCGCCGGCGCCUUAGCGGCCUAGUCGACAUCGGUCUCAGACGCAGAAAGGUCGCGCUGUGCGCUCCCUCCUUGCGUGCACUCUCGACGCUCUUUGCUUUCAUCUCGACGCUGAAACACGUGAGCUCACAAGCGAGCACAGCAUGUGGUUCGUUCUGUCCGCGUCGAGGGCGUUCAUCGAACGAUAGGACUUACAACGUCAUCUCCCACUUCCGGCUGCCGAAGAAGUUCGUCGUCUGCUACGUCUGCAGCGUUUGAAUUUCCGUCCUCGAGCAGCUGUGAGACCUGCACUGGAAAAUGUUGAAUGGUUAAGUGUGGGUCGCUUCUACGUGCAUCGGCCGGGAGGACUCGCUUUUGACCGAAACUCUCACGGCACUUGCCCCUCGUCUUCAAGCACAUCACUUGCCCAGAACCGCCAUGCCAAUCACGGGCCAGGUACCGUCGCUGUCGGCUCUGCAGCCCCUGCACGAAGUCGCGCACAACCACCACCACCGCCACCCGGCCAAGGACCAGUACCGCGUGGUGGUACUCGGGGCAGCACGAGUGGGGAAGACGGCCAUCGUGCACCAGUUCCUGUACGACGAGUUCCCCGUCGACUACUUUGCCACCGUCGAAGAGUUCCACACGGCCGAAUACGAUUUGAAUGGUGCCUCGCUCACGCUGGACAUCGUGGACACGAGUGGCAGCUACCCGUUCCCGGCGAUGCGGAGGUUGGCCAUCACCACGGCCGACGCGUUCGUGCUCGUUUACGCCAUCGACGACCCGGAGUCGUUCGAAGAGGCACGCGGCAUCCGCGACCAGAUCGCCGAGCUGCACUCGGCCACGGCGCCCGUGGUCGUGGUGGGCAACAAGUGCGACCUGCCCGCCGCGAUGCGCCGCGUCAGGCGAGAGGUGGCCGAGACCAUCGUCUCCAUCGACUGGGAGCACGGCUUCGUCGAGUCCUCGGCCAAGGAGAAUGUCAACGUGUUUGCCAUCUUCAAGGAACUCCUUGCUCUGGCCAAGAUCCCGUAUGACCUCAACCCGGCCGUCCUAAACAAGAGGCGGCGCUCGCUGCCCGUCUACGCGACCAGCCCGACCAUCAAGGACAACACGUUGCUGAAGAGGAACAGCUGUGCCGUGUCAUGACUACCCUAGUGUCCCUAACAAGUCCCUAGUGUUACCUGAACUUCUGAGCACGCACGUUUACCUGUGUUGCCAGCGAUUGGGAUGUUUAUCAUCUGCGCUGUUGUGCGAUACUGACCGCACAAAUUUGCAGUGAAACAAAGAACUGCAUCGGCCUGACCAUAGCGAACGCUUUUGCCGGGCAUAAAUGCCUUUGUUCUACACUCAACGUACACGAGAGACCAAAACUGUGAAACCGCUAUGUUCGCUAGGUCUUCGUUAAGUCGGGAACUCUUGUGUCCCCGACAACCAAGCCUACCAAAGACAAUGAGUGAAAUUGUGGUGGGAGGAACAUUCUACAUAAAAACGUCGUUGGUUCCAGUCUGUAGCUUGUGAAAACAAAUAAAUAGUGACUUUCACCUGUUAACAAGUGAUUCUCCUUCGUCAAAUUGACGACUCGGGCCUGCAAUUCACUAUGAGCUUAACAGUACGUAUACUGAGCUUAGAGCUGGGAUGUUGAGCAACCUGGCAUUCACCUCGCGCUUCCACGAUCAACACGAAGCCUAAUUUAUAGAGUGGUCCAAAUAGACUGCUGUCGAAGUUGCUCUUGGCUAUUAUUUCCGACAGAUUAAAGUUCCAGCUGCAGAAAAAAAUAUAGUAUAUCGCUUAUGGGAUUAAACUUCUUUCCUUUCGAGCAAAUUCAUUGCGGUGGAAUUUCGCUAGUGAAAGCUGAAGUUACAAGCCGCUUGUAUGCGCAGCCUAGGAAGCCCGGCAUUAGCAAAAAAAAAAAAAAGAACGAAAGAAAGCACAAUACUGCCAGCAUGACACAGCAGAAGCAGCCUAUACUUCUGCAUAAUCCACAGCUUCUCAUGAGCAUCGAUACAAUGGUGUCACGUAUCCUCUGCGGUCUGGAACAUUUUACCCAAGAGGACUGUCACACUGCGAACAUAACCUUCACGGCAGUGAAUUCUCGAGUUCAUGAUCAUGACGGUCAUAAACUGUGCCGCUGCCCAGUGAGUUCUUGUUCUUUACGAGUGUUGUUGCAUCUCGUCGAAAUAAAUUGGCGCAUUUUAUUCAUUA